Molecule: messenger RNA, 621 nt
Organism: Quercus robur (English oak)
Lineage: Eukaryota; Viridiplantae; Streptophyta; Magnoliopsida; Fagales; Fagaceae
Exons: 1
Coding region: 1-621 (206 amino acids)
Molecular function (GO): nucleic acid binding; RNA-DNA hybrid ribonuclease activity
Source: RefSeq, a predicted model, not a curated record
AUGUUGCUGCAUGGAGGGAAAGCCCAAGAACCAUCAAGAAUCACCACUCGGGCUUCUGAGUUGAUAGAGGAUUUUAAAGCUUCACGGGAUCAGUUGGCUAUCCAUGCAUCCAGGGAGGUUGUGCAACUGUGGUGUCCACCUCCAGGUACUCUGUUUAAGUUGAACUUCGAUGCGGCUGUCUUCAUGGAUACGGAGUCGUCGGGUUUUGGCGCGGUUAUAAGGAACAGUAUGGGUGAAGUGAUGGCGGCGCUGUCAGCAAAGGGCCCUCUAGUUGCAAACAGCGAAGAAGCGGAGAUUUUGGCAUGCCGGAAGGCCUUGGAAUUUGCUGUGGAGGCGGGCUUCCAAGAUGUUGUGGUGGAGGGAGAUAAUGCCACGGUUAUGAACGGCUUGACAGCAGACAAACCCGUCAACUCAUGGCUGGGAUAUAUAUACGAAGAUGCUCGUUGCUUGGCUAUGAGACUUCGGAGUGUAUCAGCUAGUUGUGUACGGCGUAGUGCGAAUGGAGUGGCCCAUUCUUUGGCCAAGUUUGCAAGACAAUUAAGUGACGACUAUGUAUGGUUGGAAGAACAACCAACCCCUGCCAUUGAGGCUUUGUAUGCAGACUCUUUUGCUACUGCUUAA